AUGCCUGGGCGCCGACGCUGGCAGUUUUUCCCAGCCUCCCGCCCCGGGGAGGGAGCGGAGCGACACCUUCCCUGCCCAGGCCUUGCCAUACAGAGGCCAGGGUGUAUUCCUUUCAAUUCCCGUCCACUGUCUCCCCGAUGUGUCUUACAGCAUGUGCUUUCGACUGCGCUGUCGGCGCGUAGGCAUUUUGCCGCAAGCGUGCGUGAGCACUCGGGGAGCAGGCCUUGGGGCGCCCCAGGUGCUGCAAUGGCCCAUCCGCGCGCAUUCACUGAUGGCCGCAGGCGGCGCGGCGCUUCAGGCACCCUGGCCGUGCUUGCAGCUGCCGCCGCGUUGGUGGCGUGCUACAGUGGUGCCGGGGUCUCUGCCUGGGCCCAGGCUUCCGCCGAGGCAGCCAGCCGCCGCGCGCUGCUCGGAGGCGCCAUGCUCUGGGCUGCGGUUCCAGGGGCCUCUGGUGCCGCGGGGGAGAAGGUCGUGGUUCUUGGCGGCUCUGGCUUUGUCGGCCGCCGCGUGUGCGAGAGGCUGGCGGAGGGCGGCGCGGCGGUCACGAGCAUCAGCCGGUCUGGCUCGCCCCCACCUGGCGCGGGCGCGUGGGCCGCCAAGGUGACGUGGCUCAAGGGAGAUGCGACCUCGAUGGACCUAGGCCCUGCCUUCGCGGGGGCGGACGCGGUCGUCUCUGCGAUCGGCGCGAUCGGGUCUGCAGACGACGAGACCACCAACGGGCUCACGGCCGAGCGCGCGGCGGCGGCUGCCGCGGCCGCGAAGGUCGGGCGUUUCGUGCUCGUCUCUGCAACGCAGCUCGUGGCGGAUGCAGGGAUGGGUAGCGUGUUUCCCGGCUAUGUGGCCGGCAAGCGGCGCGCCGAGGCCGCGGUGGCAUCGUUUCCAGGUCAGACGUUGGUGCUCCAACCGCACGGUGGCGGAUUUUCGGCGGCGAAGAAUUCAGCGCGACCCCUCCGAGGGUUGCUGAGUGGUACGGGCAGCAGGUCGAGAACGUGCUAG
Messenger RNA from Prorocentrum cordatum, 996 nucleotides. The record is from the annotation of a GenBank genome assembly. Lineage: Eukaryota; Dinophyceae; Prorocentrales; Prorocentraceae.